UCAUCAUACCCUAUCAUCCUUUAAAGCUACUUGGCCCAUCACUUACAUGUUGAUCAGCAUUUUUGUCAAUUUGAUUGCGUGAAUGCAUGCCCUUGCUCGAAUCAGAAAUCUAAGUCAUGCGAGCAAAGACUCAAUUACCGUCUCAAUCAAGAAACAUGAAGAUUUCAAUGUGUCAUGUGAAACAAAUUAAAUGAUGGGUUCUCUUGUGGCCACCAAGUAGUUUUAAGUACCAUCACUCCCUCCCUCUCCACAAUUCUCCUCACUUCUCCACCAAAGAUGCUGCCACCAAGAACUCAGAGCAUCUUCCAUGUAGGGGAGGAAGGUUGGGAGGCCACAAAGCCCACUGCUGCCUUCGGAGAGCCGGAGCACGGCUCGAGAGGAGCAAUCGAGCGACUGGAAGGGCUUCGGAUUGUCAUUCAGCAUUCCACACGCCGAUCGAAUGUCGUGAUCAAGUCUUCAUUCAACUCUUGCACGCCUCAUCAUCUGCUCAGCCUCAGGGCUACUUCUGCCACACAGAUUGGAUUUCUGAAAACUUGUUUUCUGUGCAAAACUGAGCUGAGUCCUCAUGAGGAUGUUUACAUGUAUAGUGAAAGCAGGGGUGAUCAGGGAUUUUGCAGCGAGGAAUGUCGAGGCCACCAAAUUUUGAUAGAUGAAAGAAAAGAGAUGGAAGUGUCGAGCACAAGGGAGAGAUUGAAGUCUACUCACCAUUGUUGUCUUCGUGAAUCUGGUCGUCAUAGGAGGAGGAGGAGGAUUUUAGUAGAAGCAUAGAAAAUUAAGAAUUUGAAGAAAUAAAUAUAAGAGGCGUGUUUUGAUUAUAUAUGCUUAAAAAUAAAUGAAAUGAAAGUUCUUCAAUGUUUAUACCUUCUGGAAUA
Messenger RNA from Zingiber officinale, 872 nucleotides. RefSeq names its product FCS-Like Zinc finger 17-like. The record is from RefSeq and is a predicted model, not a curated record. The coding region runs from base 277 to 768 and encodes 163 amino acids. The transcript has 2 exons. Lineage: Eukaryota; Viridiplantae; Streptophyta; Magnoliopsida; Zingiberales; Zingiberaceae.